UAGUAAGGGAGACAACUGACUGCUGCUGCUGCUGCUACCAUCUAUUACCUCUACUGUACCUUACUACUCUAUAGAAACCGGUAACAUGAAGAAAUCAAUGGAUGUUAAAAAACACAAGCUAGAAGAGAAUGAGAAGAUGUCUCUGUUCUAUGCUGAAGAAGAAGAAGUUGACAACCGAGAUGCCCACCAGGAUCUAACAUUAUACAAACGAUCUUGUUCAGAGAUCCUGAAAUUGAUCCAAGUUAUAAAAGAGUUGAAAACUAGUAAAUCAAAAGAAGCGGCUGCUGAAAUUGAGGAAUAUAAGAGUAAUGCUGUCUUGCAGUUUGUUCUUUUGAAGAAAUUGAACAGACUUGCACACAUACGCUGCAAGAAAGUUCGGGAAUCCACAAAUGAGGACAAAUUGCGAAUUGACCGUUAUCACUUACAGCUGCAGAAUCUUCUCUACGAAGCCUUACAUUUACAGAAGGAAAUUACAAAGUGCCUAGAAUUUAAAUCUAAAGAUGAAGAAGUAGAAUUGGUUCCUAUUGAAGAAUUCUAUGAAAAUGCACCAGAAGAGAUUUCAAAACCUAAAAUCACACACAAUGAUUCUCACCAACAAACUCUUGCACGUUUGGAUUGGGAGUUAGAACAAAGGAAAGAGUUAUCUGGUGAGCUGAAAAAAUCUCAAGAAAAAAGGGAAAAACUUCUAAAAGAGAUAACUGAGAGCAAAGACUAUCUUGAUAGCAUGCAACCAAAACUGAAUUCCAUUCUUCAGGCUACAAAACCAGUCCAGGAAUAUCUCAACAUGCCAUUUGAUGAAAUUCGACAAAAGCAUCGAGCUGCACGCCAUCUACCACAACCAUUAUAUGUUUUAUUCAUGCAAGCUAGCUCCUAUCAAGAAGCUUGUGAUCCAGACUUGGUGGUCAGCCUGGAAGGAGACCAUGAAGCCGCUAGAUCACUUGACAUGGAAACUGUCCUUGAAGAAUUUGAUUCUGACAGUGAUAAUGAUGAUCAAGAUAAGCAUAGUUCUAAACACAGGCGGAAAACUACUGAAUCUCGUAAAUCUGACCGCAAACUUCAAGUUCUUCGUAAACAUCCCCUUUCAGUGAUACUUGUGAUUGGUUGCAGUGAUAGCAGCUCAGUCCACCUGACAUUUAAUUAUCUUCUAAUGCUGAAUAUCAUCACUGUAAAUGUCAUGGUUCAGCCAGGACCUCAGGCACCCACAACUUCAAUAUGCGGAGGAGAUUUGUUAUCACCGGAUAAGUUUUUAGCUUACCUGUAUCCUGAGGAUCAUGGUUGUGACACUCCUAAUCCUGCAAACCAAUAUGUUCUGAAACGAUUUGGUCUUGGUGACUUUUCAAGCCACAUCAGCAUUACAGGUCGUCCUUAUUUGUGGGCCCAGUGGAUUGCAGGGCUCCAGUUUCUGAGUAAUGAUGUAAAAUCUGGCAGUUCUUUGAGUUCAAGUCACAUGCAAAACACUAUUGAGCUGCUACGACGACGCAUCCAGGCGAGACUUUCUCUUCUGAAACAACUUGUGUCUCUUGAGAGAUCAUUCAUCCCUGUCAGUGGGGAGUACACAAACCUGUAUCCUGCUAAGAUUAUCACCCACCUCACUUCCUGGAGACGUUCUACGUUUGAAGAAUUUUCCAACUUACCAUAUUGUCAGAGUCUUGUUAAAGAAGGUUUUGCUCAUGAAUCUGACAUGUUCUUCACUGCGGUUCUAGAAAGAAGUUCUGCCAAGCUUAUCUGCCAGGUUGUUGUACCACCCAAUUAUCCCGUUAUUGUUCCUAUGUUUUCACUUUGUGUACAGUGGCACACUGUAAGAACAGCUCUAAAUGAUUAUCAUGUGCAGGAAAUGGAAAGUGAAGUGAAUGUUCAUUAUGAAGAAUUAAUACUGCAGCAAUCUCGGGACCAAAUACUUUCAAACCAACUGCAGCGAUUAACCAUGUGCUUUGACGUCUAUCUGGAAACAGAAGCUAAAAACAUGGCUAGAGAAGGCCCUGUGGAAAUAUCACGAGAGAAGAUUUAUCCACGUCUUGCAAGGGGUCCAAACCGGAAUAAACCAUUCAAAUAUGAUUCCCAACUUGGAAUUUUCACUCACAGAUAAAAGUUUUUGUUGUUUUUUUUUUAAAUAAAAUAAUCUGAAUCUUU
Molecule: messenger RNA, 2130 nt
Organism: Octopus sinensis (East Asian common octopus)
Lineage: Eukaryota; Metazoa; Mollusca; Cephalopoda; Octopoda; Octopodidae
Product: THO complex subunit 5 homolog
Exons: 18
Coding region: 86-2086 (666 amino acids)
Biological process (GO): positive regulation of DNA-templated transcription, elongation; mRNA export from nucleus
Cellular component (GO): THO complex part of transcription export complex
Molecular function (GO): mRNA binding
Source: RefSeq, a predicted model, not a curated record